Messenger RNA from Neomonachus schauinslandi (Hawaiian monk seal), 1716 nucleotides. RefSeq names its product asparaginase (gene ASPG). NCBI's taxonomy places the organism in Eukaryota, Metazoa, Chordata, Mammalia, Carnivora, Phocidae. Gene Ontology annotation, biological process: amino acid metabolic process. The record is from RefSeq and is a predicted model, not a curated record. The transcript has 16 exons. The coding region runs from base 1 to 1716 and encodes 571 amino acids. Gene Ontology annotation, molecular function: protein binding; asparaginase activity.
AUGGCGCGCGCGCUGGGGCCCGAGCGGCGGCUCCUGGCCGUCUACACCGGCGGCACUAUCGGCAUGCGGAGCGAGCACGGCGUGCUCGUCCCUGGGAGUGGCCUGGCCGCUGUCUUGCGGGCACUGCCCAUGUUCCAUGAUGAAGAGCACGCCCGGGCCUGUGGCCUCCCUGAGGACACGCUGGUGCUGCCCCCCGCGAGCCCCGCCCAGAGAGUCACUUACACGGUGCUGGAGUGCCAGCCCCUCUACGACUCCAGUGACAUGACCAUCACCGAGUGGGUUCAGAUUGCCCAGACCAUCGAGAGACACUAUGGGCAGUACGACGGCUUUGUGGUCAUCCACGGCACGGACACCAUGGCCUUUGCAGCCUCCGUGCUCUCCUUCGUGCUGGAGAACCUGCAGAAAACCGUCAUCCUCACUGGCGCCCAGGUGCCCAUCCAUGCCCUGUGGAAUGAUGGCCGGGAGAACCUGCUGGGGGCCCUGCUCAUGGCUGGCCAGUACGUGAUCCCCGAGGUCUGCCUGUUCUUCCAGAAUCAGCUGUUUCGGGGCAACCGAGUGACCAAGGUGGACUCACGCAGGUUCGCGGCCUUCUGCUCCCCCAACCUGCCCCCUCUGGCCGUUGUGGGUACCGACGUCACAAUCAACCGGGAGCUGGUGCGGAAGGCCCGAGGGAAGGACCCGCUGGUGGUGCACAGCAGUAUGGAACGGGACGUGGGCCUGCUGCGCCUCUACCCCGGGAUCCCCGCGGCCCUGGUCCGGGCCUUCCUGCAGCCCCCCCUGAAGGGCGUGGUCAUGGAGACGUUCGGCUCGGGGAACGGCCCCACCAAGCCGGACCUGCUGCGGGAGCUCCAGGCCGCGGCCGAGCGGGGCCUUGUCAUCGUCAACUGCUCUCACUGCUUGCAGGGCUCCGUGACCUCUGACUACGCAGCUGGCAUGGCCAUGGCAGGAGCGGGCAUUGUCUCUGGCUUCGAUAUGACGUCGGAGGCCGCCCUGGCCAAGCUGUCCUAUGUGCUGGGCCAGCCCGGGCUGAGCCUGGACGGCAAGAAGGAGCUGCUGGCCAGGGACCUUCGGGGGGAGAUGACGCUGUCCACCGGGGCCGAGCGCCGGCCCUCACUGAGUUGCAGUGCGCUGGGCCAGGGGGUUGCCCAGCUCCUCACUCUGAGCCAGGAGGCCGAUGCCAUACGGGAUGCUCUGAUGCCGAGCCUGGCCUGUGCUGCGGCCCACGCGGGCAACCUGGAGGUGUUGCAGGCGCUUGUGGAGCUGGGCAGUGACCUGAGCCUAGAGAACUUUAACGGUCAAACUCCUCUGCACGCGGCCGCCCGGGGAGGCCAGCCUGGGGCAGUCACCAUGCUGCUGCGGAGAGGGGUGGACGUGGACCCCCGAGACGAGGACGGACUCAGCCCGCUGCUGCUGGCCGUGAAGGGCAGGCAUCGGGGUGUCAUUGAGCUGCUGAGGGCAGCUGGGGCCUGCCUGUCCCCCCGGGAGCUGGAGGACGCGGGGACAGAGCUGUGCAGGCUGGCGUCCAGAGCAGACCUUGAUGGCCUUCAGUCAUGGUGGCAGGCGGGGGCUGACCUGGGCUGCCCGGGCUAUGACGGGCGCAGUGCCCUGCUUGUUGCAGAAGCAGCUGGGAACCUGGAAGUGGUGGCCUUUCUGCAGAAGCUCCAGGGUGGGGCUGGUGCCCAGGCCCCAGGCCCAGAAGUGCUGCCUGGUGUCUAA